AAUCUGUGAUCAUGUUGAAACUGUUUAUCACGAAGUGUGUUGUCUUGAUUAUAUUUCUUAUCAAACUCAACGCCAUAGCCGCACAAUUAAAGAAGACGUGGGUAUGUGUUUGUAUGGAGGAACUGUCUUCUAUCCUCGAUGACCCCCUCAUCAUUCAAAAUGCAGGUGAUGGAUCAGAACGGUUAUUCAUUGGUGAACAAAAAGGUGUAGUUCAUGUUUUCAAUAAUAACGGAGUUAAGUCUAAAACACCAUUCUUAAAUAUAACAGAGAACGUUAAGACUGGAGGUGAAAGAGGUUUACUUGGAUUAGCCUUUCAUCCUAAUUUCAAGAAAAAUGGUAGAUUUUUUGUAUACUAUUCCAGUAGAGCAAAACCAAAGAACUCAUCAGAUGACCACGUUACUCGUUUGUGUGAAUUCAGUGUAUCGCGGCAAAAUCCGGGCAUUGCUGAUAAGUCAUCAGAAAAAUUAAUCAUGGAAAUACAACAACCAUUCAGUAACCAUAAUGGAGGAGAGAUUAUAUUUGGAGACGACGGUUUUCUUUAUAUAUUUGUUGGUGAUGGAGGUUCCGCGGGAGAUCCAAGAGGAUUUGCUCAAAACAAAAUGUCCUUGCUAGGAAAGGUUCUGAGAAUAGACAUAAAUAAAAUGGGCAAUAGACGGGGUUAUGCCAUACCGCCAGAUAACCCCUUUAUACAGAAGCGACAGACUUACAGGCCAGAAAUAUAUGCUUACGGUGUCAGAAAUAUCUGGAGAUGCGGAAAGGAAUCAGGUAAAAAGAAUGGAAGAAUAAUGUGUGGUGAUGUUGGUCAAAACAGAUUCGAAGAAGUUGAUUUAAUUCAAAAGGGAGCUAACUAUGGAUGGAAUGAUCGGGAAGGAUUUGAAUGUUUUGAAAAUAAGACGUGCGGGAAAACAGGACCGGAAGUUAAACCUGUAUUUGCCUACCCACACGACAUCGGAAGUUCAGUUAUCGGCGGACAGUUUUACAGCGGCUGUCUAAACUCUAGACUACGCCGGUUUUACAUAUUCGGUGACUAUAUGAGUGGAAAAUUGUUCCGUCUGAUUGAGAAACCCAAGAUAAAUAAAUGGAAUGGACGAGAACUGCGACUUUGUAAUUCAACGCAGUGUUCUUCACCUCUUACUAAUACACAUGAAACUUAUAUUACAUCUUUUGGACUAGACGAAUCAGGAGAAGUAUACAUGGUGGCACGAGGUGGAACGAACGCAGGAAAGCUCUAUAGAAUUGUUGAUCCUGUGAGAAAUGGUGAUCCCAGAAAGUGCAAAGCAGCAAAAGCACUGCAAGAAAAAAUGAAAUACCUCAAACAAGGAUAAGUCAAAACAGCCAAAGUCAGAAGACAAUCCGUAGUUGAACAAAAUUGCUAAUGAAGCGAAAUAACUGG
This is a messenger RNA of Mytilus trossulus (common blue mussel), 1393 nucleotides long. RefSeq names its product HHIP-like protein 2. Lineage: Eukaryota; Metazoa; Mollusca; Bivalvia; Mytilida; Mytilidae. The record is from RefSeq and is a predicted model, not a curated record. The transcript has 9 exons. The coding region runs from base 12 to 1325 and encodes 437 amino acids.